AUGCCCAGCAUCCGACCCAGCAUGGCGCUCCGCGCCCUCCGGCAGACGACGCAGACCAGGACGCUCUCGACGACUCCGCGACGCCUGGCCUCCCACGGGCCCGAGUAUGACCCCCCAACUGGCUGGCUGUUCGGCGUCAAGCCCGGCGAGAAGUACCAGAAGGAGGGCUGGGAGAACAUCAUGUACAUUGGCUUCUUUGGCAGCUUUGCCGUGUUUACCGUUGCCAUGUGCUUCAAGCCCGACACCUCGAUACAAACUUGGGCUCUCGAGGAGGCUCGCCGGAGGUUAGAGGUCGAGGGUAUCCUGGAGGACCCCUUCCCCGAGAAGAAGCCUUGA
Molecule: messenger RNA, 336 nt
Organism: Pyricularia grisea
Lineage: Eukaryota; Fungi; Ascomycota; Sordariomycetes; Magnaporthales; Pyriculariaceae
Exons: 2
Coding region: 1-336 (111 amino acids)
Source: RefSeq, a predicted model, not a curated record